Colletotrichum siamense is the source of this 921-nucleotide messenger RNA. It is a transcript of the gene RRP36, whose product is annotated as rRNA biogenesis protein RRP36. Gene Ontology annotation, biological process: maturation of SSU-rRNA from tricistronic rRNA transcript (SSU-rRNA, 5.8S rRNA, LSU-rRNA). Bases 1 to 921 code for a protein of 306 amino acids. The transcript is spliced from 2 exons. The record is from RefSeq and is a predicted model, not a curated record. Lineage: Eukaryota; Fungi; Ascomycota; Sordariomycetes; Glomerellales; Glomerellaceae. Gene Ontology annotation, cellular component: 90S preribosome; nucleolus.
AUGCUUUCCGGAAAGAGAAAACAAGGAUUCGGUGGGCUUCAGCGCCGGGUGAGGCCGAGAAGAGAGCAGGACGAGGAGCCGGAAAUCGAGGAGACUUUCAGCAGCGAGCCUGAGGAGAUGGGUGUGGAGGGUGAUGAGAUGAGCGAGGACGAAGAGGAUGAGGACGAGAUGGACGAUGAGGAGGAGUCUGAUGGAUCGCCACCGCCAAAGAAACCCACCAUCGACAUCUCGUCAGUCUCAUUCGGCGCACUCGCCAAAGCCCAAGCCUCCAUGCCAGCGGGACGUCGCAAACGCGGCGCCGCCGCUGAACCCUCCGAACAGGACUCCGACUCCGAUUCCGGCCCUGAGGAGGCCGGAAAUGGCAGGAAACCCAAGUCGGCCGCCGACCUCGCCAAGCGCACGAGCAAGCAUGCGCCCAUGGAAAUGUCCAGCAAGAGACAGGUCUCUCGCAAGCGCGAGGUCAUCACCGUGCCCAAGAUGGAGGUGCGCGACCCGCGCUUCGACCCGCUCAGCGGCCCCGUCGACGAGGCCAAGGCCAGGAAGGCGUAUGCGUUCCUGGACGAGUACCGCGCCGACGAGAUGAAGCAGUUGCGCGCGGAGAUCAAGAAGACGAAGGAUGCGGCGAAGAAGGAGGAGAUGAAGCGGCUUUUGUUGUCGAUGGAGUCCAAGAUGAAGGCGCGGCAACGCAAGGACAGGGAGCAGGAGCUGAUGCAGGAGCACAAGCGCCGCGAAAAGGAGCUGGUGAAGCAGGGCAAGCAGCCUUUCUACCUGAAGAAGGCGGAGCAGAAGAAGAGGCUGCUCGUGGACCAAUUCUCAAAUAUGAAGAAGAGGCAGGUCGACAAGUCAAUCGAGAGGAAGCGCAAGAAGGUCGUCGCAAAGGAGAGAAAGGAGCUGGACAAGUUGGAGAGGCGACCUCGAUAG